CUAGCUGCUAGUCAUGCAUAUGCUGAGCUCCCUACCCCUCUCCCUUUCGGCUUUGGAUUCCUUGCCACGCACGUCGCUCCAGAUUCACCCGGGCUCGGCCGCUCCACCGCCUUGAAUCGAACUGAAGCCUCGGCCACGCGGCGCACCAAGCAGAGCACUACUGCACCGAUCGAGCGAGCGAGCGUUCCAUGGGCAACCACAAGAAGCUCAUCCGCUUCCUACCCGCCGACCCGGCGGCAGCGGCCGCAGCUCUGUCGUCGCCCAGGUCCUUGUCGUCCAACUCCUCCGUCUCCGACGACGACGGGUACAGCUCGUCCUCCUUCCCCGCCUCCACAGCGUCCUCGCCGUCGCGGUACAGCCUGUCGACCCCGCCCAAGUCGCCGUGGGUGCACCUCCCGGGCCUCGGCGCCGACAACGGUGACGCAGCCGAGACCACCACAGGUCUCAUCGCGUCGCUGGCCACGGAGGACGGGAAGGUCUACUCGCUGGCCGCGGCGGGGGACGUGCUCUACACCGGCACGGACUCCGCGAACGUGCGGGUCUGGCGGGACCGUCGGGAGCUCACGGGGUUCCGCACGGGAAGUGGCCUCGUCAAGGCGAUCGUCGUGGCCGGCGACGGCCGCAUCUUCACGGGCCACCAGGACGGGAAGAUCAGGGUGUGGCGCGCCGACGCCGACGACCCCGCCGUGCACCGCCGGGUCGGGUCGCUCCCCGCGCUCGGUGACUUCUUGAUGGGCUCCGUCAACCCAUCGUGCUACGUCGAGACGCCGCGGCGCGGGAGGAGCCGGCGCCGCGGGGUGUGGCUCCGGCACUCGGACGCCGUGUCGUGCCUCAGCCUCGACGAGGACGCCGGGCUGCUCUACUCUGGGUCCUGGGACAGGACCUUCAAGGUGUGGCGCGUCUCGGACUCCAGGUGCCUCGAGUCGGUGCCCGCGCACGACGACGCCGUCAACACCAUCGCCGCGGCCGGGUUCGACGGCCUCGUGUUCACCGGCUCGGCUGACGGGACCGUCAAGGUGUGGCGGCUGGAAGCGGCGGAUCCGAAGGGCGACAGGACGAGGAACGUCCUGCAGAGAGUGCUCGGGAAGGGCGAAAGCGCGGUGACCGCGAUCGCUGUGUCCCCCCAGGCGCGCGUCGUGUACGUCGGCUCGUCCGACGGGCUUGUCACCUACUGGCGGUGGGGGCUCGACGGCGAGGCGAGGUACGACGGUGUGCUCGUGGGCCACAAGAUGGCAGUGAUGUGCCUCGCGGUGUCCGGUAGCGUUAUCGUGAGCGGCUCCGCCGACAGGACGCUCUGCGUGUGGCGACGCGACGACGGCGCGGAGCACAUCCGCCUCGCCGUGCUCGUCGGGCACACGGGGCCCGUGAAGUGCGUCGCGCUGGCGGACGAGGACGAGAACGACGCUGACGCCGAGCGGCGGUUUGUCGUGUACAGCGGCAGCCUCGACGGGUCGGUCAAGGUGUGGCGCCUGUCGGAGGAGCACGCGCUCGAGCCGGCGCCGGCCGCAGAGAGCUUACAGUACCAUUGAUGCCACGACGGGGCCGGAGGCAUGAACACCCCGGCCGGCGCUGCCGUCGCCGGUGCAAUCGUUUGAGCUGAAGCGUGCGGCAGCUGCCAGAACACGAAAUCAGCUGCACCUGAAUGGAUUAAGCCCGCACCGCGUGCGAGCUCGCACGAACAACGUGCUGCGCGCACUUGUACAGUAGGAGAGUAUACUAGAGUGUGUACAUGUACGUAAGAUAUACGGUAUCCGUAUGAUUAGCUAGGAAUUUUGAGGGGCGAAAUCAAAUGUGUCACGUCAAAAUCCGAUUAAUGUCAGAAGAAACGGGCAAUUGGUUUGAUAGUGAGAGACUGAGAGCUGUCUACGGAUUAUUCUUUGUGCUUCGUCUUCGUGUUAAUUUCGGGUGAAGGAGAUGUACAAAUGGUUGGUUUUGUC
Molecule: messenger RNA, 1937 nt
Organism: Phragmites australis (common reed)
Lineage: Eukaryota; Viridiplantae; Streptophyta; Magnoliopsida; Poales; Poaceae
Product: protein JINGUBANG-like
Exons: 1
Coding region: 189-1529 (446 amino acids)
Molecular function (GO): protein binding
Source: RefSeq, a predicted model, not a curated record